Molecule: messenger RNA, 1110 nt
Organism: Arabis nemorensis
Lineage: Eukaryota; Viridiplantae; Streptophyta; Magnoliopsida; Brassicales; Brassicaceae
Source: the annotation of a GenBank genome assembly
AUGAACGCCGGUGGCCAGUUUACGGAUUUUCCGGCGGUGCAAACUCACGGAGGACAGUUUAUAAGUUACGAUAUCUUCGGUAGUUUAUUCGAGAUCACAUCCAAAUAUCUCCCUCCGAUCACACCUAUCGGCCGAGGCGCUUACGGGAUCGUUUGCUCUGUGUUGGAUUCGGAGACGAACGAGCUGGUUGCGAUGAAGAAGAUAGCGAACGCUUUCGAUAAUCAUAUGGAUGCUAAGCGUACACUUCGUGAGAUCAAGCUUCUUCGCCAUCUGGAGCAUGAAAACAUUAUAGCUAUAAGAGAUGUGGUUCCUCCACCACUUCGAAGACAAUUCAGCGAUGUUUAUAUUGCUACUGAAUUAAUGGACACUGAUCUUCAUCAAAUCAUCAGAUCCAACCAGAGUUUGUCAGAGGAACACUGUCAGUACUUCCUCUACCAGCUUCUUAGAGGGCUCAAGUACAUCCACUCAGCUAACGUUAUUCAUAGGGACUUAAAGCCGAGCAAUCUUCUGCUUAACGCAAAUUGCGACUUAAAGAUAUGUGAUUUCGGUCUUGCUAGACCGACUUCAGAGAAUGAGUUUAUGACGGAGUAUGUUGUCACGAGAUGGUAUAGAGCACCUGAGCUUCUGUUGAACUCCUCGGACUACACAGCUGCUAUAGAUGUUUGGUCUGUUGGUUGUAUCUUUAUGGAGCUCAUGAAUAGAAAGCCUUUGUUCCCCGGUAAAGACCAUGUCCACCAAAUGCGCUUAUUGACAGAGUUGCUUGGCACACCGACAGAAUCUGAUCUCGGGUUUACACACAACGAGGAUGCGAAAAGAUACAUCCGGCAACUUCCCAACUUCCCUCGCCAACCGUUAGCGAAACUUUUCUCUCAUGUUAACCCAUUGGCCAUUGAUCUAGUUGACAGAAUGUUGACGUUUGACCCCAACAGAAGAAUCACUGUUGAAGAAGCUCUUAAUCAUCAGUACCUCGCCAAAUUGCACGACCCUAAUGAUGAGCCAAUAUGUCUAAAGCCAUUCUCUUUUGAUUUUGAACAACAGCCUCUAGACGAGGAACAGAUAAAAGAGAUGAUCUACAAGGAAGCCAUAGCACUCAAUCCAACAUAUGCUUAG